AUGAAUUUUGAUGAUUUUGUUCAUAUUUUAUACGGAAAAAAUAUUUUUGACGAUGAAAAUACUAAGUAUAUUAGAGAUUCGAUUUUCCCCUUUUUAAUCCCUUUAGUUAGAUUAGUAAACAGUGAAAAAGAGAAACAUAAAUAUUUUAAAAUAGUUUAUAAUAGCGACCGAAAGACGCCAACCAAUAUAUGCAGUGAAAAGAAUGAUGCAAACAUAGAACAAGUCAAUAUUUUUGACACCGAUAAAUUAAGGGAAAAUCCUACAGAACUGCUUGAAAUUCAGCAAGAAGUACUAAGAAAAUAUAUAAAAAUAAAUCCUAUUUUAUUACUCAGUCAAUAUCUUACAGAAGAAUGCAGAAAAACAAAUGAAGACAACACUAAUUAA
This is a messenger RNA of Plasmodium relictum, 384 nucleotides long. Its product is annotated as conserved Plasmodium protein, unknown function. The record is from RefSeq and is a predicted model, not a curated record. The transcript has 5 exons. Bases 1 to 384 code for a protein of 127 amino acids. NCBI's taxonomy places the organism in Eukaryota, Apicomplexa, Aconoidasida, Haemosporida, Plasmodiidae.